Theobroma umbraticum is the source of this 1318-nucleotide messenger RNA. The record is from RefSeq and is a predicted model, not a curated record. NCBI's taxonomy places the organism in Eukaryota, Viridiplantae, Streptophyta, Magnoliopsida, Malvales, Malvaceae.
AACUCUUGAUCAACUCUGCACAAAAUCAUCAGUUUGCAAAAUAAACUCGUAUCCAAAAUCAGUUUCACAAAUGAAGUCUCUUCUGUUUUCAAUAUCUCCAUUUAUUUUUGUUGUUCUCUUCGCAUUGUCAUGGGCAACUUCAGCUUAUGCCGAUGAGAGCUUUCUUGAUUGCCUUUCUCUUCAUUCUAAAGAUUACUCUUCCAUUUCCAAAGUUGUUUACACUCAAAAUAAUUCUUCUUAUUCAUCUGUUUUGGAGUCUACCAUUCGAAAUUUCAGAUUCACUGCACCCACUACCCCUAAACCUUUGGUCAUUGUGACACCUUUGGAUGUCUCCCAUAUUCAAGCAACAAUUUAUUGUUCAAGGAAACAUGGGCUCCAAAUUAGGACACGGAGUGGAGGUCAUGAUUUUGAAGGUCUUUCUUAUGUUUCUGAAGUUCCAUUUGUCAUCGUUGAUAUGGUUAAUUUACGAUCAGUUGACAUUGACGUAAAAAAUAGAGUUGCAUGGGUUCAAUCAGGAGCUGUUCUGGGAGAAUUGUAUUACAAAAUUGCCGCGACAAGCAAUACUCUUGCCUUUCCAGCUGGUCUUUGCCCCACUGUAGGAAUUGGAGGAUACUUAAGCGGAGGAGGUUAUGGCAUAUUGUUUCGAAAAUACGGUCUUGCCACGGAUAAUGUAAUUGACGCACAACUUGUUGAUGUUAACGGGAGAGUUCUGGAUAGAAAAUCCAUGGGAGAAGAUCUGUUUUGGGCCAUUCGAGGAGGUGGAGGGGGUAGCUUUGGAAUUGUUGUUGCAUGGAAAGUGCAGUUGGUUUCUGUUCCAGCAACAAUGACUGUAUUCUCUAUCAACAAGACCUUGGAACAAAAUGCGACCAAACUUGUUCACCGUUGGCAAUCUGUUGCACCCAAGCUUCCAGAUGGUUUUUACUCCGGUGUUACCCUAACAAGGGUGAAUUCCAGUCAAGAUGGGAAGAAGACAAUUCUAGCUUCUUUUCAUUCCUCCUUUCUUGGUGGCAUUGACGAGCUCGUACCAUUGAUGCAAGAGAGGUUUCCUGAGCUAGGAUUGGUGAGGGAAGAUUGCAUUGAAAUGAGUUGGAUUGAAUCUAUUCUCUACAUGGGCCAACUUUCAAAUGAAACCUUGGAUAUUUUACUUGAUAGGACUUUCCAGAGUCCUCUUCUUAGUCCUUCCUUCAAAUCAAAAUCAGAUUACGUGAAGAAACCUAUUCCUGAAAUUGCAUUUCAAGGGUUAUGGUCCAAGCUUUUUGAGGAAGAAGCAAGAUUUGCUAGUUUAAGUUUUAUUGCUUACGGAGGCAUAAUGGAUGAA